Molecule: messenger RNA, 1088 nt
Organism: Acyrthosiphon pisum (pea aphid)
Lineage: Eukaryota; Metazoa; Arthropoda; Insecta; Hemiptera; Aphididae
Product: RPA-interacting protein-like
Biological process (GO): protein import into nucleus
Cellular component (GO): nucleus
Source: RefSeq, marked provisional
ACUGUCUGUAAUAACUAAUUGCUUAUAGCAUAACUUUAUUUUGUGCUAAUAACUAAUGAGUCACGACAUGGGUCUAAUUUUUCAUGUAAAUUUGUAAUAAGUAAUAACUACCAAAUUUCAUAAAUAAUAAAUAAUAAUUAAUUCAUAAUAUAGUAUACAUACAUAGUUAACUUCCAAUUUUUUUGAUCUCUAUCUAAAAUUAACUCAUCAUUCAUCAUCCAUUAUUUUAAAUCAUUAGUUGGAUGAUACAAUAAUAUUAUCAUGUCCAGUAUAGAAUCAAAAAUUAAAAACAGAUCUGCAAAUUACAAACGUGGUAAAAACCGAGAUGUCAAUUUUCGAGACAUCAUGAGACAUAGGUAUAAAAGUCUAAUUAAGAACAAACGAGAGUCCCUUUUAGAAAAAGUUCGCAAUGUUGCGUAUGAAAUGCGAGAAAAUGAGGUCACUUCGUUUAUUGACAAGACAUGCAUAAAAAUUGAUGUGGAUGAAGAUGAUGGAUUUCAUUCUCUGGACGAAGAAGAUAAAAUAUUUGAUGAAAUUAAACAGGAAAUUUUAGAUGAAGAAAUGAAAUGGAUAUGUGAACAAGAUAUCGACUAUAAUGUAUAUUUACAGCAUUUACACAAUAGUUCAAUUGAAUGUCCUGUCUGCCGCACAGGCAACCUCAUAAAAUCAACUGUCAAUACAAUUUCUUGUGAUGUAUGCCAUACAUCCAUUCAGACAUUCCUUGAAAUUGAUGCGUUAAAAAAUAAUAUGGAAAAUACAGUUGCUGAACAUUCAUCUGUUUGUCAGUCACAAAUUGAAUGUAUUGUUUUUCCAACACCUUAUGAUAAUUCUAUGUUUAUGUUAUGUAACACCUGUCAGUUCCUUUUUCAGAUAUCAUAAGUUAGGUUAACAAUAAUAAUAAUCAUAAUAUAUAAUAAUAUGUUUAAGUUGAUGAAUUAUGUAAAACCUGUAUUCAAAUUAUUUUAAUAUAAUAUCUGUAUUUCAUUUUCUCUGUAGAUUAAAAUUUUUAACAAACAAAUAUUUUGGGUGAUUUAUAUUAAUGUAUUGACAUAAUUAUAAUAUAUAAAAUAUAUCAUAUAAUAAUAUUG